This is a messenger RNA of Zingiber officinale, 1203 nucleotides long. RefSeq lists its product as uncharacterized. The coding region runs from base 30 to 1016 and encodes 328 amino acids. NCBI's taxonomy places the organism in Eukaryota, Viridiplantae, Streptophyta, Magnoliopsida, Zingiberales, Zingiberaceae. The transcript is spliced from 2 exons. The record is from RefSeq and is a predicted model, not a curated record.
AUAAAGGCUAAGGAAAGAGAAGAGAAACGAUGGCCACUCUGCCGCUGUUGCUACUACUCCAAGUCUCUCUCGCGGCCUCCUCUCUCUCGCUGCUGCAGCAGCGCCACCCGGAACCAGCUUCCAUUCUCUUCAUCCCUCCCGCCAACGGCACCUCUCCAUCCUCCUCCGCCGCCGCCACCAUCCCCGCCUUCCCCGAGCAGUCUGACGUCUCGGGGGGCGCCUGCCCGCUCGACCCCCCGGCCGACCUCCUCCCUUCUGUCUCCGCCGCUUGCUCCGCCUCCGUCAGCGGAGGCGGCGGACCCCCCUCCCGAUCCAGCUGCUGCCCCGCCCUCCAUGCCUGGCUCCUCGCCGCCUACUCCGCCACCGCCCUUGCCUCCCGCCCCCUGCCCUCGUCCCUCCCCGACUUCCCCGCGCUCCCGGACGACUCGGAGUCCUGCAUCGGCGGCGUGGAGCGCGCCCUGCGCCACCGCGGGGUCGAGCUUCCGCGCGUCAACGCCACGUGCGACGCCGCGUACUGCUUCUGCGGCAUCCGCCUCCGCCGCCUCGCCUGCGCCGGGGCGUUCGUGGCCGACGCCGGCGAGGGACGGUGGGUUCCGACGAAGGACGCCCGGAGGAGGCUGGAGAAGGACUGCUCCCGUCCUGGGUUCGGCGGGUGCACUCGCUGCCUCCGGACCCUCAACCAGCUGAAGGUCAAAGAGAAGCAAAUUUCGAGCAGAUCAAACAAGGACGGGUACGCCGGCAGUCAUGGAAGGGAAUGCCAAUUGAUGGGACUGACUUGGCUCCUGUCAAAGAACAGGACGCUUUUCUGGCCGGCCGCCACUUCAGUCCUCCAUUCCAUCACGGCGGCCGCAGGCCCCGACCCAAACACUUGCUCCCUCACGGUCGAUGACAUCCCAAUCGCAGUCGGCUCCGACCAGAUCAACAGCGAUCAUGGCGGUGGACCCAUUGCGGUCCGACCAGCGUCCCUGUUCCUUCGGCUUUCGCCACUACUCCUGUUUGCACUCAUCCGUGCCUAGUUAGACAUCUAGCCUUCAACUGUUCAUAGUUACUUAGCAAGAGGAGUCGUUGAGCAGUUCGUUGAUGUGCUUCCGAAUUUCCAAGCUGUUAUGAUUCCAUUGGUCCCAUUGUAUUUAUGAAAUUUGUUGCUAAUGUGUUUGUCACAGUGACACAAGGGAAUUUGAACUUAGAGGACUAUUGCUACUA